AGGGGAGGAGGCGGACACUCUGUAGCAGCAGGUUUGUGAGCGCAGAAGCUGGAGGAGGAAUCAGAGCGAAAGAAACAGUGUGGCUGCAGUGAGGAAGGAGAGACACAUACAGAGAGAGAAGGACAGAGAGAACGGCCUCACCUUUUUGCUGACCCAUGAAAGAAGCCAUGCCGGUCCUCUCAGCAGGCACAGGCCUGCACGAGACUCUGGCCCUGUUGACAUCCCAGCUGCGUCCUGAUGCCAACCACAAGGAGGACAUGGUCUUCCUCAAAGAUGUCUUCAGUGAGAAGAGCCUGGGCUACCUCAUGAAGAUCCAUGAGAAGCUGAGACAGUACGAGCGCCAGAGUCCUACACCUAUCCUUCACAGCGCCGCCUCUUUGGCUGAGGAUGUGGCAGAGGAGCUGCAGAGUGGACCAAUGAGUGUUGAGGAGAAGGAACUCCUACAGCUGUUGAUGUCCCCCCAUCUCAAGGCAGUUUUGUCCGUUCAUGACACGGUUGCCCAGAAGAACUUUGACCCCGUGUUGCCACCGCUGCCUGACGACUUCGAGGACGAGCUGGAGGAGGAGUCAGUGAAGAUCGUCAGACUGGUCAAGAACAAGGAACCACUGGGGGCCACCAUCAGACGGGAUGAGACCACAGGGUCUGUGAUCGUGGCCCGCAUCAUGAGGGGCGGGGCCGCAGACCGGAGUGGACUGGUCCAUGUAGGAGACGAGCUGCGGGAGGUCAAUGGCAUCUCCAUCAUUCACAAAAGACCUGAUGAGAUCAGUCAGCUUCUGUCCCAGUCUCAGGGCUCCAUCACCCUGAAGAUAAUCCCAGCCGUUAAGGAGGAGGACCAUCUGAAGGAGAGCAAGGUCUACAUGAGGGCCCUGUUUGACUACAUCCCUGCUGAUGACAAGGCCACGCCCUGUCAGGAGGCGGGACUUCCCUUCAAGCGAGGUGACAUCCUGCAGGUGGUAACCCAGGACGACCCCACCUGGUGGCAGGCCAAACGGGUGGGCGACAGCAACCUCCGUGCUGGACUCAUUCCCUCCAAACUCUUCCAGGAGAGACGGCUGGCUUACCGGAUAAAAAUGGGCACACUUCCGAACCCUAAAUCCCCUAAAAAUCCGACCUAUGACCAGGGAUGUGACAAAGAGGACUGUGAUUGUGAGGGCUAUUUCAAUGGACAGUACAUAGUCUCUCCUAAGUGUAAAGCAGUGGCGCCCUCCUGUGGCCAGGUGUUUUCCUGGGAAUUUUAUUCAGCGGGUCUGAGGAGGAGUUUCCGUCUGAGCCGAAAGGACCGGUCAGGAUCCCUCGGAGGAGGGGCCACCCGCGACCCCACCGAUCCAGACUUUGCCACCUACGAGGAGGUGACUCGCUACCAGCACCGGCCCAACGAGAGACCCCGCCUGGUGGUUCUGAUCGGCUCCCUUGGAGCUCGUAUCAAUGAGCUGAAGCAGAAGGUGAUAGCAGAGAACCCACAUCGCUAUGCUGUGGCCGUACCGCAUACCACCAGGCCCAAGAAGCCUCAUGAGAAGGAGGGGGUGGAGUACCACUUUGUCACCAAACAGGCGUUUGACGCGGACGCUCUGAGCAACAAGUUCAUAGAGCAUGGGGAGUACAAGGAGAACCAGUAUGGUACCAGUAUAGAGGCCAUCCGCUCUGUACAGGCCAAGAAUAAGAUGUGCCUAGUGGACGUGCAGCCAGAGGCUUUGAAAACGCUGCGGACAUCUGAGUUCAAGCCCUAUGUCAUCUUCGUCAAGCCGCGCGUCCCGGAGAGCAGACGCCGUCGUAGUGCUGCCACCUCACCAGCAGGGGGAGAUCAUGGGCGAGUGACGGAUGAGGACCUGCAGGAAAUGCGUCAGUCAGCCCAGCAGAUGGACCAACAGUACGGCCACCUGGUCGACCGGGUCCUAAUAAAGGAGGACUCAGCCAGCGCCUGCACAGAACUCCGAGGCAUUCUGGAGCGGCUGGAGCGUGAGACCUUCUGGGUGCCCCUCUGCUGGGUGCGAACCUAACCCCCCUUUCCCCAACCACCACUCUCCAGAGGGGGCAUCACAGCCCCCAGCCCUUCUUCCAGCAGGAACCCUAUCCUACCCCCUCAUCCCUUUCCUGAUCUCCUGGAUCCCUUCCCCUUGGCUCAAUGGGCCAGCUUGUGGGGUGUGGAGGAUACUGCCCCAAAACCUGUCCUGAUACCUGAUGCUGGGCCAGCCACACACUGGCACUAUGGGAGGAGGGCAUGUGGCAAAACCCUUUGGAACAUUUCUGUGUUUGAGAUGUUCAGAGGGAAAGACUGUUGUCCUGGCUGCCCCCCCCACCCCACACACACACACCCCCACCCCACCCACACAGCCCCACCCCACCCACACACACACACACCCACCCCCACCCACACACACACACACCCCCGCCCCACCCACCCACACACACACACACACACACACACACCCCUGCCCCACCCACACACACACACACCCCCGCCCCACCCACACACACACACACACCCCCGCCCCACCCACACAUGUACAGUACAUGCAAUCCAUUGUUCAAAUUCGGGUUUUCAUAUAUAUAUAUUUUUUUGUUGUAUUAUUUAUGUCACUCAGCCAGUCAAUCAGUCAGCCAGUCAAUCAGUCAGCCAGUCAAUCAGUCAGCCAGUCAGCCAGUCAGACAAACAUACAGACAUCUUUAUUGUGGCCCCAUGUGGAGUAUCAUCUGUAGCUUUCUUUGGCCUGCAGUGUCGAGUACUUGAGUUUCCCCUUAAUAUAAUAAUACAUGUAUAUGCCAUUUAACACACAUUUUUAUCCAAAGUGACUUCAAAUCAAAAAAUGGAUACAGGAAUCCUGCAGGAAACACAAUUCCUUCACAAAGACAACAUGACUGUUUUGUAAGGUUUCCUCACUUAGUGUUUCCUUGCCUAUUUCCGUUGCUCGUUGAUACAAUGCAUUCUGAGUGAGGCCUAGCCAUUGUUAUUAUGUUAUUGAAAUGUUAUCCAAAAUCCAAUCCACCUGCUUCCAUUAUACCUGGAGAAGGAGUAUAAAUACAUACAUAGUAUUAUUAACCAACACACUCUGUAAAUAGUACAGUAGUAUAGAUGUAACGGUACAGAAAUAUGGAAUGUGAAAUAGAAUAUUAUUUCAUAAUGCUUUUUUUGAUCAAUUAUUUUAUGACUUGGAUGUGUUUUAAGGAAGUGCACGACAGUUGAAUUAUUUAAUCGCAGAUGUAAAUAUUGCACAUGCAAAUCCUACCGUGCCAACGAACGAGCUCAUAGCACUUCAAUGCAACCUGUUGAACUUCGACCCUAAGUGUCUAAUCCGGUCUAAUCUACAGUAGGUGUGAAUUACUUCAAUUCUGAGACACUGGGUGUGUGGAUGUCAUGUACACACACAAGUGCACUAAAACAUGCUAUGCUCCUUUUUGUGUAGAUAGGAAUGCCCUUUGUAUAGCUGACAUCAGACACGUUUAAAGAUGCAGGUGCAGUGUGGGUAAUAGGGUUUUGGGGAGGGGGGUGUUCUAUGGUCCAUCUUGACAAUCAGGGUCCUUGUUAAAUUGUUCUGUAUGAGUAUUUAUCUACAGGUGAGGACUCUGGGAUUAGUGGGAUAUGGACUCAUCCAAGUGUGAUUGUGGGUUGGCCUGCUCCAAGUGUGAUUGCGGGUUGGCCUGCUCCAAGUGUGAUUGCGGGUUGGCCUGCUCCAAGUGUGAUUGCGGGUUGGCCUGCUCCAAGUGUGAUUGUGGGUUGGCCUGCUCCAAGUGUGAUUGUGGGUUGGCCUGCUCCAAGUGUGAUUGCGGGUUGGCCUGCUCCAAGUGUGAUUGCGGGUUGGCCUGCUCCAAGUGUGAUUGUGGGUUGGCCUGCUCCAAGUGUGAUUGUGGGUUGGCCUGCUCCAAGUGUGAUUGUGGGUUGGCCUGCUCCAAGUGUGAUUGUGGGUUGGCCUGCUCCAAGUGUGAUUGUGGGUUCAAGCCGUCAUUAUAAAUACACACAGAUGUGACGUGUUUCUUUUACGUUACCUUGGUGUUUACAGAAACAAUGUUAGAAGCCAGUUCAAGGUUACAAGGUAAUACACAAGAAAGAAACAAUGACUCGCGCUAGUCAAACUGUUGUUACUUGACUGAAGCAGUCAGAAAGGUAUAUUGGCUCUGUCGCUCUGAGCUACUGGUGAUCUUUGAUUAGAGGCAUCAUAGCUCUGUGCUCUUUCUUUGUGUGUGGGUGUGGGUGGUUUCGUGCGUGUGUGUGUAGGUGUGCGUGGACUUCAAGUCUUGUUAAAUUGUGGAGAACUGAUAAACUAUCAACAGAUCCUCCUUUCCACCAAUUCUAAUCCGGUUCUCUUUUUAACAUGCAAUGUGUUCUUAAUCUUUUACUGUGCUAUGUAAACCAAUAAACCCCGAAUGUUGACUUUGUAAUGUGACAUGUAUAAAGUGCCAUAGUAAAACCAGAUGAACCAAG
Molecule: messenger RNA, 4417 nt
Organism: Oncorhynchus kisutch (coho salmon)
Lineage: Eukaryota; Metazoa; Chordata; Actinopteri; Salmoniformes; Salmonidae
Product: MAGUK p55 subfamily member 3
Exons: 20
Coding region: 156-1997 (613 amino acids)
Molecular function (GO): protein binding
Source: RefSeq, a predicted model, not a curated record